AUGCCCUCUCUAAUCAGCACCGUCCGCUCCAAAUUCCUCGAGGCUAUCCGCUCAGUCAACCCGCCAGGGAAAUGGAAAAUCCUUGUCGUUGACGAGCAUUCACAAAAACUUCUCGGAUCAGUGCUCAAGCAGUUCGACAUCCUCGAAGAGAAUGUUACUCUCAUCGAAUCAAUCACCAGCAACCGCGACCCACAGCCCGAAUUUGAGGCGCUCUAUCUGCUCAUGCCCACGAGCCAGAAUAUCGAACGUAUAAUCAAAGACUCGUCAAACCGCCAGUAUGCUGGUGGCCACCUCUUCUUCAUCGAUGGCCUGGAGGAACGAUUGUUCGAGCGACUUGUGUCGAGCGUUGAACCCUACCUACGUGGUGUCAGAGAAUUGUUCAUUAACUUCUGGCCCGCUGAAGCCCAAACCUUUUCACUUCAGGCCCCUGACCUCUUCUUCAGCUUGUACAGUCCGCCUCGGAACGACAGCCAAUUCAAAGCCGCAAGAGCGCGCGUUGAAGACGAUAUUCGUUUUGCCAGUAAAAUCAUCGCCAACGUUUGCAUUACACUCAACGAAUUUCCCUACAUCCGAUACUAUGUCCCACCAUACCACCAACCGUUAGGAGCUUUGAAGCCCAACGCAUCUACUCGAGCCCCACCACCACCCGAAGGUAGCUCACGAUGGCGAACCAAUCUUGCUCGAGGUGCCGAGGCAAGAGCGUUUGAAGCGGCUGAGGGUGACCAUGGCACGAAAAUACUCGCAUUUUUCGUCCAGGGAGCGUUGGAAGAAUAUAAGAAAGCCAACCCAGACUUUGCGAAAGAUACGACUGGUCGGCCGAGGGGUACACUAUUCAUAACAGACCGGACCAUGGAUAUGAUUGCACCAUUUCUUCACGAAUUUACAUAUCAGGCCAUGGCGAACGACCUAUUACCCAUAGAGGGUGGAACGAAAUAUACAUAUAAGUUCCAGUCUUCUGUUGGUGCAUUCGAGGACAAAACCGCCACUUUGUCUGAUUCCGACACUGUAUGGACGGAAGUUCGACAUAUGCAUAUGCGAGAAGCAAUCGACAAGCUUAUGGCGGACUUCAACCGAUUCUUGGAGGAGAAUGCAGUUUUCAAUGGCGAGGGUGCCGCGAGUUUAAAUGAUAUGAAGGACAUGUUGGCGAGCCUACCUCAAUACCAAGAGCAACGCGAAAAGUUUUCACUGCAUUUGAGCAUGGCGCAAGAAUGCAUGGGUCUGUUCGAAAAAGAUAAGUUGCCACUCGUCGCUUCCAUUGAGCAAGACUGCGCAACGGGAGCAACCAUCGAGGGGAAAACCCCAAAGAACCUGGUUCAAGAUAUGGUGCCAUUGCUGGAUAGUCGGGAAGUGAUCAACCUCAAUAAAGUUCGCAUUGUCGCACUUUAUAUACAAUUCCGGGACGGUGUCCCAGACGAGGACCGCCGCCGACUCUACCAACACGCCCGAUUGAGUGUUGCGGAGCAGGAAGCGGUGAAUGCAUUAGUGCAUCUUGGUGUCCGGAUCAGCCGAGGGCCAGGCGAUCGCGAUUUGAAGAAGAAGCUGGUCCCCAAGAAAUCCAAAGAGGAAGAGUACGAGUUAUCGCGGUUCAAACCGGUCUUGAGAACUGUUCUAGAGGAACACGUGGUCGAUAAAUUGGACAAAACCUUGUUCCCCUACGUGAAGGAGGAACCUUCAUCUGGUUCAAGCUCCUUAAGCGCGGCGUCAACAAGCCUACGAAGCGCAACACCCGUGCAGACAACUUCUUUACGUAGCCAGAAACCUUCAUGGCACAAAGCUCCUCGACCUGGCGCCAGUGGUGCCGGACCGGAGCGAGAAACCAAUCGCGGGCGACUACUUGUGUUUGUGACUGGUGGUAUGACGUACUCAGAAAUUCGAGAAGCCUAUCAAUUAUCGGCAACACUAAACCGCGAUGUUUUCAUCGGCUCGACGCACACUCUGACUCCGCGCGAUUUCAUUAGCGACCUGCAAGUGCUCGAGUUUGGGGGUCAAGGAUCGAAAGCGCUGCCGAAUGGUGUCAAGGAGGGUCGGCCAGGACAGGCGUUCCAGGAGUAUUACGAUGAGAGGUAUUACACCAGGGAUGCGCCGCCGCCUGCCAGACCAACGGCUGCGAGUGCUGGUGGGAGAAAUAUCGCGCCCCCCGGGAGGAAUGUGAGGCCCGCUGGGGCUACUCCACCAGCGCAGUCUUUUGCAAAGCCACCUCCAAUGGCGGCGACGGAAUCAUAUGGGUCGACAGAGGAAAAGAAGAAAAAGAAGGGGUUGUUCAGGUUCUAG
Mycena indigotica is the source of this 2271-nucleotide messenger RNA. RefSeq lists its product as uncharacterized. The record is from RefSeq and is a predicted model, not a curated record. Gene Ontology annotation, molecular function: syntaxin binding. Gene Ontology annotation, biological process: intracellular protein transport; vesicle-mediated transport. The coding region runs from base 1 to 2271 and encodes 756 amino acids. NCBI's taxonomy places the organism in Eukaryota, Fungi, Basidiomycota, Agaricomycetes, Agaricales, Mycenaceae. Gene Ontology annotation, cellular component: secretory granule; plasma membrane. The transcript has 11 exons.